Messenger RNA from Zootoca vivipara (common lizard), 11440 nucleotides. It is a transcript of the gene AFF3, whose product is annotated as ALF transcription elongation factor 3. The record is from RefSeq and is a predicted model, not a curated record. Gene Ontology annotation, cellular component: super elongation complex; nucleus. Gene Ontology annotation, biological process: regulation of gene expression. Lineage: Eukaryota; Metazoa; Chordata; Lepidosauria; Squamata; Lacertidae.
GGCUGCUGCUUCUUCUGCUGCUGCAGCGUUCCCAACGAGGGCGCAGCUUGAGCGAGUCACACGCUGCACACAUCCCCGCGCGCUGGAGAGCGAGAGGGCGAGAAGAGCGCGCGCAGGGGAAGGAAGGAAGCGGCCAGAGAGAGGCGGCUGAGGGGAAAGGCGCUCCUGAGGAGCGAGCAGCCGCUUGCGCGGGCCAGCGUUGGCACUUCCCUGAGAGCGAGGCGGGGAGACGGUUCGCAGCCGCUGCGUCUCCUCCUCCUCCCUCCUCUUCUCUCAGGGAAGAGGGAGGGGCGCACGGAAGGCCCCCCCCCCGGUCUCUCCUUCUCCUCGCCCCUCGCCCACCCGCGGCGCUGCUAAGAUGCACCUUGGGCGCUGCGCGGUUGCAGCUGAGCAGCGAUGACAUAUCCUUCCUCCGACCUCACCAUGGACAGCUUCGACCUGGCUCUCCUGCAGGAAUGGGACCUGGACUCCCUCUGUGUCUAUGACCCUGACAGAAAUAUGCUGCGUAGGAAAGAAUGGGAAAGGAGAAACCAGGAGACCCAGCACGAAGAUGCCAUAUUUAAUAACAGUUACUCCCUCUUCAGUGAGCCAUACAAGACUAACAAAGGGGACGAGCUCUCCAGCCGUAUCCAGAAUACCCUGGGCAACUACGAUGAGAUGAAAGAACUGCUGACUGAUCGAUCCAAUCAAAGCCACCUUGUUGGUGUUCCAAAGCCGUGUAUCUCACAAACGUCUGUGAACAAAGCUGAGGAACACUUCAUUGCUGACACAAAGCCCCACACUCACGCUUCUCCAUCUUCCUUACCAGCGGCACUUUCUGGGCAGUUGAGCAAGAACACUGCAAUGGGUUGGCAGAAGUCUGGGCACACUCUGGAGAACCAGCAAAGAGGAAGCAAACAUAGACAUGGAUUGCUGGAUUCACACAAUAACGACUUUAAAACGGUUAGCCAAAAGAACAGUUUAGAAAAGAUUACACAUUAUGCAUCCAAUCCCUCAUCACCAUCUCCGUCGAGUGUUGCCCAAGGUCCUUUAUCGUCUUCACUUGGGGACAACAGCAGAACACAACAGCAGCCGUCAAAACUGAGUUUUGGUGGAGAAGGUGGAGCUCAGGCUCAGGAGAGGCCAGCUAUGCAUAGCAAUGGGCACUGUGUGCAGAACUUUCCUCCUUCUCUUGCUUCGAAGCCCAGUAUAGUUCAGCAGAAACCAACAGCAUAUGUAAGGCCAAUGGAUGGUCAAGAUCAAGCUCCUGAGGAGUCUCCAAGAUUGAAGGUGCCAGCUGAAACUAGCCUGCUCUGCACCUCAUAUAGAGGAAUUCCUUCUGCCAAAGCUGACUCAGCUAGGACAAAGUCAAAACUGACAAAAUUUAAUAUUCCCAAACAAGAAGAGGACAAUGGGGGAGGAGAUGACAGCUGCGUUGAAGAAAUUUUACGGGAAAUGACCCAUUCAUGGCCUCCGCCACUUUCUGCUAUUCACACACCUGGCAAAGUGGAACAAAACAAGUUUCCUUUCACCAACAAGGACUCCCAGCAACAUGUCUCUAUGGGGCACAGCAAUCAAAGAAAAGGUGAUGUUGAAUCAAAGAAUCCAGAAAACAGUACAUCACAUACAUCGAUGUUAGAAGAUGACCUCAAGUUGAGCAGUGAUGAAGAGGAGAACGACCAGCAGGCAGCACAGAGAUCUGCUCUCCGGGUUCUAUCCGACAGCACCACUGUGCAGCAGUCCAGCUGCAGGAUCUCGGGGAUCACCAACAAGUGCUCGAGCAGCAGCAGCUCCAGUGAAUCUGAGAGCAGUUCAGAAUCCGACUCAGAGAGUGAAAGCAGUUCUACCGAGAGCGACAGCAAGAAGCCCUCUCAUUACUCCAGCCCAGAGCCUGAACAGCCAUCGUCAAACAAGUGGCAGCUGGAUAAAUGGUUAAAUAAGGUGACUUCACACAAAGCACCUAUUCUGAACCAAAACGGACUGGAGCUCUUUCAGUGUUACAGCAAAGGGAAAGAUGAAGGGCAAGACUGCGAACAUUUACCCCCCAUUUGCCAAACCAGUCUCAGAGAUAAAGAGGUUAAGAAUCCCAGCAAGGAGGAGCUGAGGCCUAGGACAGCUAACAAAGCCCCGGGGCAUAAAGGAGGGAAGCAGAAAUCGCCUCCUUUGGCUGCUGCCAUUUCUGGAGAUAGUGGUCCUCUGAGGAGGACAGCCUGCAAAAAACAGCCGAGAAGGACGGAGAGGACCUCUGGUGGUGAUAUCUUAAAUGGCCAUGCAGCUGAUGAUCUUGACUUGAACCAAGUACUUUUGGAAAACAAUAGCACAUGUGAACAACCUAAAACCAGGCCGUGCAACAACAAAGUUGAGCACAGGAAGGAAACACGUGCUGCCUGUGAAAAGAGGCGUACAAGGGGGUCAGGUAAAACAGCACCCAAAUCCAAGGAAUUUAUCGAGACAGAUUCUUCGUCUUCAACGUCCUCAGAUACAGAUUCUCAGUCAGAACAAGAGGAUUACCCUUUACACAAGCCUCAGACUGUGAUCUCAGCAUCAGUUGGAAGUGACCAGAAGCUGAAGGACCCUGGGAAUAAUAAUAAUACCAACAAAGCAAACAGCAGUUGCAGUGCCUUUGGUUCAGUUAACACCAGGACUAGUAGCGAUAUAGCAAAGGAACUGGAAGAGCAGUUUUACACCCUGGUUCCAUUCGGUCGGAACGAGCUCCUAUCUCCCCUGAAAGACACAGACGAAGUGAAAGCACUUUGGGUCAAAAUUGAUUUGACUCUUUUGACCAGAAUUCCACAGCACUUACCUGAGGAGCCGUUGCAAAUUAAUGCUGGAGUUAAAGAAGCAAUCAGUAUGCAGCACAACAUUGUUACUGAUCUGCCAGCGGAAAAGGUCAUCCCCAAAUCUAGAAGGAAACGCAAGUAUGAAAACGAGGAAGAAAACAGGGAGAGCAAGAAGAUUCACACUGAGCAAGAGUGCUCUUCACAUUUACUUGCUUCAGCCCAAGUUGCUUCCGCAUCAAAUAACUGUAAUAUGAUUAAAAACAGCUUGGCAACACCAAUAAAUAAAAAUGAGAGAAUGCUUCGGUCGCCUGUUUCACCCAUCUCUGAUGCAUCAAAGCACAAAUUCCCUAGUGAUGAUCUAACUUCUUCUAGCAAGCCUCAUGGUGGCAACCUAUUUUCUUCCAUAUCCUCAAUAAAAAAACACAAGAAUGAGAGUCGAUCCCACCUGCACCAAGGAGAUUUCAAUAAAGCAAUGUACAUCAAUUCGGAAAAUUCUGUACUCUGUAGCAAGGCACAUUGCCAAAAGGAGCCCUGGUCACCUGUAUCUAUUAUGCACAAAGACUGUAGAAGAACAAAGCUUAUCUUCAAUGAUGGGCCACACAAUGUGGAACACUUUAUGCAAGAAGCUAAAAGGAAGAAGCAUAAAGCGGAUGCGAUGGUGGAGAAAUUUGGCAAGGCAUUAAAUUAUGCUGAAGCUGCACUAUCCUUUAUUGAAUGUGGAAAUGCUAUGGAACAAGGACCCAUGGAAUCCAAAUCCCCCUACACAAUGUAUUCAGAAACAGUUGAACUUAUUAGGUACGCUGUGAGGCUAAAACCCCACUCAGGCCCUAAUGCUAUUCCAGAAGAAAAACAGUUAACGACAUUAUGUUACCGCUGCCUGGCACUUCUAUAUUGGAGAAUGUUUCGACUCAAAAGAGACCAUGCUGUAAAAUAUUCAAAAGCACUUAUUGAGUAUUUCAAGAAUUCAUCUAAAGUUGCUCAAGCACCAUCUCCCUGGGGUGCCAGUGGAAAGUAUACGGGAACACCCUCACCAGUUUCACCCAGCCCAUCUCCUGUGAGUUCUGUAGGGUCCCAGGGAAGCACUAGAGCCCCCUCGCCCUCCUCCAUCAUCAGCAUUCCACAACGGAUUCACCAGAUGGCAGCCAAUCAUGUUAGCAUCACCAACAGCAUCUUGCACAGUUAUGACUACUGGGAGAUGGCUGACAAUCUUGCCAAGGAAAACCAAGAUUUCUUUAAUGAUUUGGAUGUACUGAUGGGACCUGUCACCUUGCACAGCAGUAUGGAACACCUGGUGCAAUAUACCCAGCAAGGACUCCACUGGAUAAGGAACAGUGCUCAGUUGUCAUAAUAACUGUGGCAUUCAUCUGGACACUAGACUCUCCCACAGACAAUUCAAUUAUUCUAGACACUGUGCUACAGAAAUACGCAACCACAGCAUUGCUUCAAACAAAUGUGAACCUUUCUUUAACACGGAACAAUAUUUUUUUCCCCAGAGUACAGAAAUAGGUGUGUAUGUAUAUUAUGCAAUGUUUGUCUCUUCCGAUGUGUUAUACUUUAAUAGUCUCCAAAUAUCACUUCUGUAAAGAAGAAAACUAAACAUAGGUGUGUUAGAACAAACCCUCUCACAUACACACGCACACACACACACACACACACACACACACACGCACACACAAUCCUCCAGUAGAAAACUAUGGCUUGAUUUAUCCAGGUAUAAUAAACAUUACAUCUUAUUCAGAAAAGUCUUUUCUAUGUGAUAUUAAGUGUGCUCAUAAAUCUCUGCUUACCUUUUCUGAAAAGAUGUGGUUUCGUAAACUAGGCCAAGUGCAGUUUCAUAGGCAUAUUUGCUCUAUCAUGAACUAUGUUUAUUCUGUGAUUUACAUUUUAACAGAAAUGACCAAUUUCUGUUCCUUGGAAGCUCUUCCGUUUGCCAGACAAUAGUCUGGAUACCAGUUUGCAUGGAAACAGACAUUUAUCGCUCCCCGCCAGGGCCAGCCCCUCAUGAGGCAGGGUCCACCUGGUGCAGCAGAUCUUUCUUCUCCUCCCCCACCUUUGUUCCUGAUGUAGAUCUACCCUGACCCCCUUCUUCCUUUGUGUGUGGGGGGAGCACCGGGGUCACCAUUUGGGGAUCUGCCUCAAGUGCCAAAAUGUCUUGGACCAGCCCUGCUGGUUAGGAUCCAUAUACGUUAGCAUUUAGCAGUAAGGGUUUCCUAGUUACAGAACAUCUGCAGUCAGACACAACAGCAUAUACAGUAAACCUACGUAAUCAGAAUGAUGCCAUAUUAAAGUGUGAAACAUGUUUAUUACUUAGCAAUCUGAAAAAAUGGGUUCCUUCUUUUUUGAAUGAAACUGAGGAUAAACUUUUUUAUCAUACCUUGAUUCGAAUAUUGUGGGGUCAUUAGUGGCCCGAUCAAGUUCACAAGCUUCUAAUUGGCUACCCAGUUAGAAGAAUAUUCAUUUCAUAAGGCCUGCUAUGUUUUGUGGCUAUAAAAAAAACACUAGAUUACAUAUAGAAUUUAAUAUUUGGUUUUCAAAUUAUAUUUGUUUUCAGAAAGCCAUUUAUACAUAUGCAUAUACUAUACUAGGGAACAGUCUUUAAAAAUGGUAGAGGGUGGUGGAAUAAUGAAAUAGAAUGUAAUGGUAUUGAGGAAAGGUUCCCCCCCCCCAAUGGCGACAUUUCAAAACAAAUUGUAGCUGACUCCACCAAUAAUGCUGCAAAACCAGUGCAUAAACAUACACACACAUUCUGAUAAGCAUUUUAGCAAUGCAGCAUCUUACCAAUUUUUUUCUAGUUCAAAUUUAAUUACAUUCAAUUCUGUUUAUGUGCAAAGCUUGGCUUGCUGCCUUCUGUACUAAAAAUAAUCUGUUAUUUUCUUCUAUACCUGUGCUUUUUAUUAUUCCAUAUUUAUAAAUUGUCUUCAGUGCCUGCUGACCAAGAAAACAAAUCUAGCAAUAAUCAGAUUCAAUUUCAGUCUGAGAAAGCUGCACCAACUGUCUUGUCCAUUUUAUACAUGAUUCUUUUUUUAAAAAGAAAACAAGAAAGUGUUUUGUGGAGCCUUUAAAUAUUCACAAAUGUAUUGUGGCACAAAUUUUCAUGGGCCAGAGUCCAUUUUGUCAGAUGCAUGGAAUGCUCACCUGAAUACAGUAGACAAAUAUACACACAUACAAUAUAUACACAUACACACAAUGGGUACAGAGAAUGGAAGAAUUCCCUCUUACCCACCCAAUGAUUAGGAAGUGAUAACGUAUAAGAAUUUCACUAUGUUUCUGAGGACAAAUGAAUACAGAAUCUUAUUUAAUAAUUUCAUUUUUGUUUUUUGAUCAAUCUUAAUUGUUCAGCAUUUAUAUCCUGGAAUGUUCAGUACUUAUUUUGCAUCCCAUUCUGAAUCACAUAAUACGUUUAGUCAUUUCAUUAACGUUACUUAGAUUACUCAGUGCUGACUUCGGAAAAAUGAAUUUAUAAUUCAGUUGAUACUGAAUGUGUUACUUGAGGAGGGCCUCAGGGUUUUUUGUUUUUUAAAAAAAUAACAUAAAUGCAACAUACAGUGGAACCUCGGUUUAUGAACACUUCGGUUUAUGAAUUUUUGGUUUAUGAACACCGCAGACCCAUCCGGAACGGAUUAAUUCACUUUCCAUUACUUUUAAUGGGAAAGUUCGUUUCAGUUUAUGAACGCUUCAGUUUAUGAACAGACUUCCGGAACCAAUUACACCCAUGUUUCAGUUUAUGAACGCUUCAGUUUAAGUACUCCGCGGACCCGUCUGGAACGGAUUAAUCCACUUUCCAUUACUUUCAAUGGGAAAGUUCGCUUCAGUUUAUGAACGGUUACUCUGCGGACCGUCUGGAACGGAUUAAUCCACUUUCCAUUACUUUCAAUGGGAAAGUUCGCUUCAGUUUAUGAACGGUUACUCUGCGGACCGUCUGGAACGGAUUAAUCCACUUUCCAUUACUUUCAAUGGGAAAGUUCGCUUCAGUUUAUGAAUGCUUCAGUUUAUGAACAGACUUCCGGAACCAAUUGUGUUCAUAAACCGAGGUACCACUGUACAUACAAACAAACGAAGCCAGAUCUUCGUUUACUGAUUUUGGCAUUGCAGUUUUCAGUACUAAAGAUGCAAGACAAAUUUCAAACUAAACAACUCAUCUCUUCAGAAGUGAACAUGGCCAACAAAUUAAGGGUGCAAUCCUAAACACACUUUUUCUAGGGAGUAAGCACAAUUGAACACUCUGUGGUUUGUUUCCAGGUAAACACGCACAUGACUGCUCUGUAAGUUCCAAUAAUAAUCACAAAUAUCACGUGUGUACAUACCAUAGUUUUUUAGACUGAUAAAAUUACUGUUUUCAGAACCAUUUAAGGGAGUGUUGACCCUGAAAAUGCCGCAAAUAAAUAUUUUGGCAUUAUAUUAUAUAAAAAAGAUAGGAAAUAAUGCUAACUGUUGAAUACUGGGGCAGGCAGAUGGGUGGUGGAAAUGAAAGAAAUUGAACAAAUACCGUAGGUUACAAACACAGUGAAUGUCCCUAUAAUCUGUGUGAGGCAGCUAUCACAGAAUAAGGGACAAGUUCCUGAGUUUCUACCAGUAGCCCCAAAACACUGAUAAGAAGGGUUUAAAACGAUGGGUGCUUACUAUGAUAGCAAGUCUAAUUAUUGCAUAUUUAUUUUUGUUUGCAUGUUCUUUGCUUAUGAAAUACAUGGGAGUGCUAUGAACACAUACCCGUGCAUCUAGAAUUCCUACUCAGGAUGCUGGCAUUCCCACCCCCCCCCAAAGCAUCCUAGAAUCCAUCUGGAUGAGUACAAUGUGUUCCUAUAAAUUCUACAGGAUUUUUAGGGGGUUUUGUUUGUUCAUUAGCAUACAACUGUGUACACCUGCUGUAGGAACUUAAUAAGGCACCACACCUGCGUUGCAUGGGAUCAAAGUAAGAACAUAAAUAGGUGUAGAUAAUUUAUAAAAGUCAUCAGUUUAAAGAAGAAGAAUUGCCUUACAUACUAAGAGAGCAGUAUUCUAGGUUCAUGUAAUUUCUGAGCAGAGUCUUUGAUUACUUAUACUGGUGCAAUCCCAUGGACUUCUUCAUUACAGUGGUCCCUCGACAUACAAAUUUAAUCCUUUCUGAACGGACCUUCGUAAGUCGAAAAAAUCGUGAGUAGAAGUCAAUGGGGGGAUAUUUGUAGGUCGAAAAAAUCCUAUCUAAAAAUUCGUAAGUCCAAAAAAACCUAUCUAAACCGCAUUCAAAAUGGCGGACGGAGCUCCAUUCAUAACUCAAAACAUUCGUACGUUGAGUUAUUCGUAAGUCGAGGUACCACUGUAUAUGGAUUUAUGGGCAAUGAGAUGACACCAAUUUAAAAUAGCAAUGAAUUUCUAGUGUGUAAAGCUUGAAAUAGUUUGCCUUUGGAACUUUACAUUAGCAUUCAGAUGUAAAUUUCCACCAAUUGCACAGGAUUUUUAUAUAGCCAGAUUUUUAUUUUUAUUUUCUUAAUGAGGGCAAAUAUUCAGGCCUUAGUUUGUACUUAAUGCAUCUAUCCACAAGACUGCAAUUGACAUGAGCGAUACAUUUCCCUCCACUUUUGGGCCGCAAUUUUUAAACAAAACCAGGGUUCACAAACCUACUUGGAUUAAACGUGUCUCUCUCUGCUAGUGGAAAGGAACUUUGUUGCUGAUGGACACUUGUGGUCACUAGAACGCCAGUUCAGCCAGGAGAACUAAGCAACACCUCUGCUCAGUCCAACCUGUUCUGUGUGUUUAGGAUUGUGGUCUAAAUGAUCAAUAGUAGCAAACAAUCACAACUGGAUUUCACAAAAUCAUCAUCUUCUUUUUGUGCAACCAAAAAACAUUUUAAUGAAAUCUUGUUAAAUAAUAAUUAUAUUUCAACCCAUAAUCCAAGACAAUGUGACAUUUUAUUUCUGCACAUCUUAACAUAGAAGAUAAAAAAAACUAUUGGAAAAAAAAAUAUCUUUACAAGUGAAACACCCACAGACUAUUUUGUGUGGUGAGGUAACCAUUUGCUGUAUGGUCAGUCUCAGUGUUGCACAUCUAGCCAUGUGAGAUACCACCUGUUGGUAUCAUGUGAUGAGGAAAAAUUUUCUUAGUCCCUGCUACCAAUGGGAAAUGAGGGCAAGAUGCCUGGCCGUUUGGUUUCCCAUAAGCCAAAUCCUGUGUGGUGAUAGAUUUCUAUGAACAGUACAUCUUGGGCAGGUUGUUGGGUUUUUUUACUGGCUUUUUUAUUUCUGCAUUCCCAUAUUUACUUAUUUUGUGCCUUUGCAAAUCACUUCUAUAUUAACUUGAAUAAGUAACAUUACUACAUGCAAGCUUUCCUAGUUGUAUUUCAAGUAUCCACCACAUGACUAGCAGUUGUAUGAAGCGGCCACAAAUAUAGGAGUAUGUCUGAUGCAGGUUCACUCAAGAUGCUCAUGUAGGCCCACCAAUCCUUUGGCAAGUCCUUGCCAUGGGUAAAUAUCACUUGAACCUGGCGGUCACAGAUAUGGCAGGCCAGAAUUCACAUUUUUCCAGAGGCCACAAUUGCAGGCAUUGUGGCCAACUACGUAUUGGACAGCCCACCUGGUAAUAUGUUAGCAUUAUCCAUCAGUUGCAAAUGUGCCCCAGAUUAUACUCAUUCAUUUUUGUGUAUGUCAGUAAUUCUGCUGUAUGCCAGUGCAGAGGGGGCAGUUUCCACUAUACAGUAUUGGCAACCUUUAGGAAAUUCCUGCUAGGACUUAAUGUAGUCAUGUUGUAAUGAUCUGUUUCCAUUCCUCUCACGCUCCUUAACAUAGAACUCGAUUAGUCCAUAGUUACAGGGUUGUUUCUCUAGGUGCCAGCAUUGUUUUGAAAAAACAGGAAAGGCGAUAGAGUGCUAUCUAUAAGUCUGGCACCUUUCUGCUAGCAUUUACACUGUCUCAAUACAGUUCUUCUGUGUAUGUCAUUACAAUGGCAUGUUUUUAUUGUUUACACUCACUGAGCAACUUAAGAAACGGAAGUAUUCUGUACAGUAAUUUAUGCUCUAAAGUGUGUGUGUGUGUAUGUAUAUAUGUAUGUAUGUAUAUGUAUAUAUAUAUUGAAAUGUUUGAAGUUAUUAAUUUAUUGAAUCAGUUGGCAUUUCCUCCCCAGUCUCCAAGGGUGCUUCAGAAAAGAACAGCAAUAUCAAGGAGCCCAGGGAAUUGUCUUUUGGUCUGUCAAGCUCACUCUCAUUUACACUGACAAGCAGCAGCUCUCCAGGGUUUUAGACAAGGGGGUCUCUCCCAGUCCUGCCUGGAAAUAUCAGGAACUGAAAUUUGGACCUACUGCAUCCUGAGUUAUGACUCUCCCCCCAGCUCUACAUCAUGGGCAACUUGCUUCGACCUAACUUUCCAAAACACCCUUCCAAUUGCAAAUAACUUUCUUCUUAGACAAUACUAAUCUUGAGGCUAUGGCUGCUGCGUUUUGAUCACUUUGCGGUGAAUUAUUUAUGCCAAACCUAUUAUCAAUUUAAUUAGAAGUAGCAAUGUCAGAGUGUCAAUCCAAGCAAUACAUAGCGAAUUAGGAAGGGGAGUAACAUUAAUUCUUUAUAACAACAUAACCACAAAACAUGCACGAUACGUGACAAGAACGAACUGCAAAGUGCUUUUCCAUUUUGCCUUUUUGAGACCAAAAACAGGAAGCCAAUCAAAAUACUAAGCCGAUCUGCAGCAAGUCUGUCUCAAUUCCUUCCUCAAGCAAUAUAGCUGGAGCUGUCCAUUUGUUGAUGAUAAUGAAUGCAGGUGUGUUCUUAAUCUUGCGGGGUUAAUUCACAUGCUGUUUGUACCAGUGUAUAUUCACGUCGUUAGAACUGCAUCAAUGUGAGUGGUUUGUCAUUUCCUGAGAGUUUUGUCUCAGCCAAGCAUGUGACUGAUGGAGUGAAUAGCGUGCUUAUGUACUAUUUGAACUUGAUGGUCUCCCAAAUUUUGAAAUAGGAACCGCAGGAUGUGCAAGCAACGUCUGUAUUAUUCUGACUCCUAGAAUAUCAAACUACUUGACAUAGCUCAGCAGAUAACAUUUAUUCAAUGCCAUGUUUGCAAAUAAAAUAUUAAAUCCUUUGGCCCCACUAAAUCAUAAAGAGAAUAAUGUGAGAGGUUUGUUUGUUUAUAGCUCUUUUACAUAGCUCUUUUACAUAGUUAAAAUUCAUGUGUAUAAAGUGAUGAAAUAUUAUUGACAAAUUGUUUUGCUGUUUGGAGGUUUUGCUGUUUCUACCAUUCAUACAAAACUCAUGUAGCACAGUUCCUGGAAUGGUGAAAAACCCUACUGUAAUGUUACAGAAUGAGCCUUAAGGAUUUGUUUUUGUUUUGUUUUUUAAAAAAGCACUUUUAUAUUAUAAAUAUUAAUUCAUCAAUAAGAUUACUUUUUUAAUGUGAAAAUAAACCAUGAACUCGACACCCUUAACAUCUCAAUUUUGUCUCAUCUGAGUCUUUUUGGGAAACGUUUAAAGCUGCCAUUAUUUUAGCAGUACAUGUUUCGAAACCAUAGGACCAAUCCUCACACUCCAGAUGAGGAUGAAGUGAUCUCAAAUUACUUUACAUUAAAGAGAAACUGUCCAGUUCUGGGAGAGCUCAGAGCUCACAGGAGAAGCCCUGCAAUGUCCCAUCAAGGAAGGAAUUCCAGGCAAGAGUGGAGCUCAAGACAAGAUCAUAAUGUGAAGGACCUUGACAAGCUCUGCAGAGGCAGAUAUGCAAGCUGUUGCCUCU